CGAUUACCAACUUCUCAUGGGCCCCAUCCAGAAGGCAAGGGCCCCUGAGCAGUUGGUGCUGAGGUUCGCCCUCCUUUGCCCCAAAUACAGGUUUCCCCCUCUGUCUAGCAUGACCUGAGAUACCUAGCAAAACUUAAGGGAGUGCCAGUGGGUUGAAGUUAGGGCCUGGGUCUAUGGCAGCAGGGGCUGGAAGCACGCCUCCCCGAGUCCCAUGCUGCUUGCUCUGACUGUUGCCUAACGCUGAAGUCUAGUGGUGGACAAGCCCUUGGAUUCCCCCCAAGGAAGGGACUAUGGGCAACGGGAUGUGUUCCCGAAAGCAGAAGCGCAUCCUGCAGUCCCUCCUGCUCCUCACUGUGGUGUUUGGCUUCAUCUAUGGGGCGAUGCUCUACUACGAGUUGCAGAGCCAGCUGAAGAAGGCAGAGGCUGUGGCCCUCAAGUACCAGCAACACCAAGAGUCCCUUUCAGCACAACUGCAAGUUGUGUAUGAACAUCGAUCGAGACUAGAGAAAUCUUUACAGAAAGAAAGGCUUGAACAUAAGAAAGCCAAAGAAGACUUUCUUGUUUAUAAACUUGAAGCACAAGAAACAUUAAAUAAAGGAAGGCAAGAUUCCAAUAGCAGAUACAGUGCAUUGAAUGUACAACACCAGAUGCUGAAGAGCCAACAUGAAGAACUAAAGAAGCAGCAUUCAGACCUGGAAGAUCAGCAUAGAAGACAAGGAGAAGAUUUUAGCCAUGUGGUCAAUGAUCACAAACAGAGAUAUGCAGAGCUACAGCAAGAGAAAGAGCAGGAAUUAUCAAAGUUGAAGGAAUCCAUGUAUAAUCUGCGAGAAGAGAACAGGCAGCUGAGGAAAGCCCACCAAGAUAUUCAUACCCAGCUACAAGAUGUAAAGCUGCAGCAUAAGAGUUUACUCUCCCAACAUGACCAGCUUGUAGUGACAUUGGAAGAACACAAGAGUGCGCUAGAAGCUGCGCAGUCCCAGGUGGAGGAAUACAGGCAGUUGAAGGACACCCUGAAAAAGAUGCCUAGUUUCCAGAAGCCAGAAAGUUUUAACCAGCCGCAUGUUCAGCUAGUAACACCAGCACCUUCCCUGUUAAGUGAUUCCAAAGCACAUGGCACAGAUGUUGCUGAAAAGCAGAUUACACUGAAUGACAAUCAGCCACUAGGAGGAGAAGAAACCAACAGAGGAGUUCACUCAGAAGAUAGAGAAGAGAGAGCUGGACUGUUUCAUCUGGGCAGAAAAGAGAUUGAGGGUCACGCACUGCGGGAGUUAAAUAUCCAGGAGAAGCAAGAAGCUGGAGAGGAUGAGGAGCAACACGUGGAGCAGGUUGCAGAGGAGAACAAAAAGGAACUUGAGGAGGAGGAAAUGGAGCAAGCAGGACAACCUGAACGAUUAACAGAGGAUCUAGACCAAACUCCUGAGGAACAUAACUGGAAGGAGAAAGAUCAGACUGAAGAAGAGACCAACAUUCUGCGGGAACACAGUCAUUCAGAGGAACCUCCAACUGCAAAAAGUGUAACAAAGUACAAAUCAGCCUAUGAAGAACAGCUGGAGCAGCAGAAACUGGCCGCUCAAAGAGCAGAAGAAGCCAGUCGCCUCAGACAACGUCAGGAGUCUCUGCAUCAGGGGAGACUUCAGGAGCAGUUGCUAAGGCAGCAGCAGCUUCAAGAAAAAGAGCUGACACUACGAAGGCAGGCAGAGCAGGACGAAGAACAAUUUAAACACCGACUGAGCCAACAGUCCCAUUAUGACAACCUGGAUCAGGAUAUUGUGCAAGGAGAAGAACAAGGUGCCCAAGAAGAAGAUGAAGAAAACUAUGAGCGACAGAACCAGCAUCUAGAUGAACCAGAGGAAGAAGACCAAAAUAAUGCAAAUGAACAACAUGAUCAGGAACUGAACCAUCGAGCAAUAAGUGAGCAGAAUGAAGAACCGAAGACAGCUGGAGAUGAUGUCAACCCGGCUGAUGAUCCCAACAAUCAGGGAGAAGAUGAGUUUGAAGAAGCAGAGCAGGAGAGAGAGGAGAAUCUACCUGAUGAGAAUAAGCAGCUAAAACCAAAUAACCAGAAACAGGAGAACCCUGAAAUGGAUGAGCAUUUAGUGAUGGUGGGUAAUCCUGAUCAGCAAGAAGACAAUGUUGAUGAGCAGUACCAGGAAGAGGGAGAGGAAGAGGCCCAAGGAGAUCUGACAGAAGAGAAGAAAAGGGAGUUGGAACACAAUGGUGAAGAGCCAUAUGGUGAAAAUGAUGAAAAUGCUGAAGAGAAAAUGAGUGAAGGUGCUGAUCAGGAAAUUCCAGAUGAAACCCAUCAGAAAGAAGGUCAUGAUGAAAACUAUGAGGAGCAGGAAGAGGAGGAGGAAGAGGAGGAAGGUGGUGCUGUGGCAGCAAAAGCCCAUAGACGGGGAGAAAUGUAACUCCCAAGCUGUUUGGCACUGCUUUGAAAUAGACUAUGCAGAUGCUAGAGGAGGACAGAAUUAACCUUUUUAAAGAAAGGAAUAUAUAUGUAUUUUUUGUUCUGUUAGAUUUUUUGCUGCAUUUUUAUGAAUACAAUAUUUUAGGCUAGAGUUCCUUUUAUACACGAUUAUAUGUGACAAAAACAAACAAACAAUAGAAUACAAGAUGUGAUGUUUUCUUCCACUUUAUUUAUCCACUUUCCUUCCCCUUUAUUAUUAUUUUUUAUAAUGUCUCUUUUUUAAAAGUUUCAGCUUUGGCAUUGAGUUUCAAUUUCAGCAUUGCCCCAAUAGAGAGCAGCCUUUUAGCCUGAGAUGCCAUUGUUUGCAAAACAGCAACAAAACAAGUGCCUGAGCCUGGUGUUUUGAGGAAGGGUUGGCUGCGAUGCCUUGCACCUGUGUCUCAGUGAAAUAACUUGAUAUGCAUUCAGUUCUGUGAACCUGCCCACUCUGGUGCCUUAUCCCAUAAUCAUUUUUAUUGGCAUGAAUGUGGCCUGCAUUUUGUCUGAAGUGACCAGAUAAAAACUCUUGGUGGUUGAUGUUGCUCCUCAGUUACCAUGUCAGAAACAGCAGUGUUUUAGAAACCUUUACAUUCAGGCACACCUGUUUGUUGCAUUCCCUCCUGGGAUUUAUCUAGGAUUUAUCAAAACACAGCUUGGAAAAUAACGUUAAUUAGUUACCUCUAAUUAAUUAAAAUUUGGGGGAGGUUUUUAAACUUCAUAAUUUUAAUUGCUAAACUCCAAUGGCAUUGUUUUUGUGCAACAUCUGAUGUUUCUCAUUACUUUCACCAUUUGUCACUUUUUUAAAGAUUGUAAAUGAUUUUUUUAUUAAGUGAGAAAUUAAUUUUUAUAAAAAUAUUCUUAAUAUUUUAGUGUUAAAUUAAAUAUUUUUAGUAAUUUAAUACUAAUGUUAGUACUAACCCUAACAUUUCCAUGCUCUAUAGCCAAACAAUUAGUCCUAUCUAUGCAUCAGUAAUAUUGGAAACAUUUGCAUAUACACACAUCACAGCAAUGUGUAGUUUUAUCACAAGGCUUGGUAAUGUGCAUAACGGAGUGUCAGACUUAAAAGUUACUUUGGCCCGUUACAAACGGGCCAUAUAGUGUGCGCGGAGCGCGUACUAGGGUUAGGAAGGGGUGGUGCUUCCGCACCCCCUAACCCUAGUACGCGCUCUGCGCGCACAAAAUGAUGGCC
Molecule: messenger RNA, 3635 nt
Organism: Sceloporus undulatus (fence lizard)
Lineage: Eukaryota; Metazoa; Chordata; Lepidosauria; Squamata; Phrynosomatidae
Gene: GOLIM4
Product: golgi integral membrane protein 4
Exons: 16
Coding region: 291-2408 (705 amino acids)
Cellular component (GO): Golgi apparatus; Golgi membrane
Source: RefSeq, a predicted model, not a curated record